AUGGGCCCCUGUACCGCCUCCUCAUGCUGCUGCCAGGCCCGUAAUCUGCCAUGGGCCCCGUACCGACUCCUCAUGCUGCUGCCAGGCCCGUAAUCUGUCAUGGGCCCCUGUACCGCCUCCUCAUGCUGCUGCCAGGUCCAGAGUGUGUCAUGGGUCCCUGUACGGCCUCCCAUUGCUGCUGCCAGGCCCGUAAUCUGCCAUGGGCCCCCGUACCGACUCCUCAUGCUGCUGCCAGGGCCCAUAAUCUGUCAUGGGCCCCUGUACCGCCUCCUCAUGCUGCUGCCAGGUCCAGAGUGUGUCAUGGGUCCCUGUACGGCCUCCCAUUGCUGCUGCUAGGCCCGUAUUAUGCCAUGGGCCCCCGUACCGACUCCUCAUGCUGCUGCCAGGUCCAGAGU
Molecule: messenger RNA, 395 nt
Organism: Staurois parvus
Lineage: Eukaryota; Metazoa; Chordata; Amphibia; Anura; Ranidae
Source: the annotation of a GenBank genome assembly